CACCAUCUGCUUGACUGCCACGUGUUCAUCAUGUAGCUCCAAAAUCUGAAGCGAGCCCGCGCUGGGAGAUCUACAUUCAUGUGUACCCCCCGGGUGGACUGACUCACAAGGAACUCCAUUCUUUCAUCGGCUGGUCCACCAAUAACCGACAUGGACGCUCAGAAGGACCAAACCAAGGAACACGAGGAAUAUCAAUACCUCAACCUCAUCCGCCAUGUCAUCCAUCACGGCCAACUCCGACCGGAUAGAACGGGCACCGGAACUCGAUCGUGUUUCGCACCCCAACAGUUGAGAUUCACCCUAUCCGAUUCCACCUUACCAUUAAUCACCACCAAGAAGGUCCACACCAAAUCGAUCAUCCACGAGCUACUCUGGUUCAUCCGAGCCUCCACCUCGACCCAAGACCUGAGUGCGGCGGGGGUCCGGAUCUGGGACCCAAAUGGCUCGCGAUCAUACCUCGAUUCCGUCGGCCUGAAGGAGUACGAGACCGGCACGUUGGGCCCGAUCUACGGCUUCCAAUGGCGCCAUUUCGGCGCCUCCUAUCAGGGGCCAAACCACGACUAUUCCGGACAGGGCGUCGACCAGUUGAAGAACCUCAUCGACUCGAUCAUCAAUCGUCCUACCGAUCGAAGAAUGAUUCUUACCGCUUGGAACCCCGCUGCUCUCCAUGAGAUGGCCCUACCACCAUGUCACAUGAUGUGCCAGUUCUACGUGACUUUACCGGACGAAGACCAUCCCAAGCCCAGAUUAUCGGCGAUUCUCUACCAACGAUCAGCAGAUCUCGGGCUCGGUUUGCCCUUCAACAUCACCUCUUAUGCAUUACUAGUCCACAUGAUCGCCCAGGUCACCAAGACUGAGCCGUUCGAACUGGUCAUCCAACUCGGCGAUGCCCACGUCUACUCUAACCAUAUCAAGCCUCUCUCAGAGGUCCAGUUGACGCGGACUCCAAACCCGUUCCCUAAGAUCAAACUCAACCCGUCGGUCACUGACAUCGACCACUUCAAGUUCGAAGACUUCCAAAUUCUCGAUUACUCUCCUCAUCCUAGAGUCGAAAUGGAGAUGUCAGUUUAGGAUCCGGACUUUCUUGUUCCUUCCGAUUGGAAUGAUCAAAUGGAACGAAAGGAUUGCUUGUAUCAAUAGAACUCGAGAGAUGUGAAUCAUGAAUCAGAUGUCAAGAAUGCACAAUGAACCGUUGGAAAACGUACCUAAAUUGGUUGUUCGAUUAUGUCUGAUGGAUGAAGAUUUCCAUCCUCCCUUUUCGUGUCCACGGCUUUCAAAAGCCAUAAGGACCGGAGAGCAGCAUGUGAUUAGACGAUGGUGAUGGCCCAAUGGUCAAGGGUAUAUCUUUAUUUUGAUUGGUAUGCUUACUGCAAAGUUCCUGGCCA
This is a messenger RNA of Puccinia graminis f. sp. tritici CRL 75-36-700-3, 1385 nucleotides long. RefSeq names its product thymidylate synthase. Gene Ontology annotation, biological process: dTMP biosynthetic process. The record is from RefSeq and is a predicted model, not a curated record. NCBI's taxonomy places the organism in Eukaryota, Fungi, Basidiomycota, Pucciniomycetes, Pucciniales, Pucciniaceae. Gene Ontology annotation, cellular component: cytosol; mitochondrion. The coding region runs from base 151 to 1071 and encodes 306 amino acids. Gene Ontology annotation, molecular function: thymidylate synthase activity. The transcript has 4 exons.